UCCAAAUCUCAAUAAAAAAUGGCAAAACUGAGCUUCUCCUUGCUCGUAGUCCUCCUCUCGAUCUUCUCACUUCUGAGUGCUGUAGAGCCAUCCUUUUCUAAUGAUCAGCCUUGGCGUUCCCAUGGUCAGGCCUACAUCGAGGCCUCGUGCCGGACAACGCUUUAUCCAGACCUAUGCGUCCACUGCCUCUCCAUGUAUAUCAAGCCCAAUGUGACCGUCCAAAGCCCGCAGCAGCUGGCACAAUACGCCUUGUCCAUGAGCCUGUACCGUGCACGGUAUGCCAGAGCCUACGUCCUCAAGGUGGCAGGAGAGCUCAAGAAGCUCAGGGCCCGGGAAUACCAAGUCGUGCAAGACUGCUUGGAGCAGAUCAAUGACAGUGUGGACCAACUGAGUGGAUCUAUCAAGGAACUACGUCGUUUUGGCCAAGAAACUGUGGGGGAUGACUUGAUUUGGCACAUAAGUAACGUGGAGACUUGGGUGAGCACAGCUUUGACUGAUGCAUACACUUGUGUGGAUGAGCUGCCGGUGAAAAACUUGAGCAAGUUAAAGGCUACGAUAAAGGGGAAGAUCGUGAAUGUGGCUGAGGUGACGAGCAACGCGCUUGCUUUGUUUCAUAGAUUUGCUGCAAGGUAUCGAGCUGCAAACAAACCUUAGAGGGCUAGGGUUUUUUUAGGGCUCGUGCGUUUUGUUCUUGUGUUGUGGUUGUUUAAUCUUCUUGUUCUUUGAUGUGUUUACUUGUUGAUGUAUGUUAAUAUAAAUGCAUGAAUACACACAGUCAAUCCUAUGAAGGGAUGUGAAUACCA
Pyrus x bretschneideri (Chinese white pear) is the source of this 803-nucleotide messenger RNA. RefSeq names its product pectinesterase inhibitor 9-like. Gene Ontology annotation, molecular function: enzyme inhibitor activity. The coding region runs from base 19 to 654 and encodes 211 amino acids. Gene Ontology annotation, biological process: negative regulation of catalytic activity. The record is from RefSeq and is a predicted model, not a curated record. Lineage: Eukaryota; Viridiplantae; Streptophyta; Magnoliopsida; Rosales; Rosaceae. The transcript has a single exon.